AUGAAGCCCACUAUACUUUCUUUCGGCGCACUCGCGUCAGGCGUUGUUGCUUUCCCUACCGUCUUAGAUCAGUUACAAAGAUCUUCAGCGAAUGAGAAAAGACUAUUAGGGAUUACUCCAGGCUUCAAUGCCGCUGCACAGUAUGUCUCAACGACAGGGGCUCAUACGUUUGUUCCUCCAGAUUUCGAUGCUGGCGAUGUUAGAGGCCCUUGUCCUGGAUUAAAUGCCAUGGCAAAUCAUGGCUAUUUGCCUCAUAAUGGUGUUGGUGGUCAUUUGGAUUUCAUCCAAGGCACACUUGACGUAUUUGGCAUGGCCGCAGACAUGUCUGCUUUCCUUACCGUUGUGGGCGGCACGCUUGACGGUGACGGUCUAUCCUGGUCAAUCGGAGGACCUGUACCCAGCGCCCUCUCUCUAGGAGGACUUCUCGGAGAGCCACAAGGUAUCAGUGGAUCCCACAAUAAAUACGAAUCCGACGCAUCUCCCACAAGGGGUGACUUGUACCUCAAUGGAGACGACUACAAGCUCCAAAUGGACCAGUGGGAAGACCUCUAUGCUCGAGGCCAGGCCAAUGGUGAUAGCUAUACUCUAGAUGUGUUGAAUGAAUUCCGAUCGGCCCGAUGGGACUAUUCUCUAAACAACAACCCGUACUUCUUCAACGGCCCUUUCACGGGUGUCCUUGUCGCCCCGGCCGCUUAUGAAUUCAUCUACCGAUUCAUGGGCAACAAGUCCGCGGAAAACCCAGAAGGCUACCUCAACGGAGAUGUCCUGAUGUCCUUCUUUUCCAUGACCAAGAAUGACGACGGCUCCUUCACACAUACCCCAGGCAACGAGCGCAUCCCGGACAACUGGUACAAGCGCGCUAUCGGUGACGAAUACAGCAUCCCACUUCUAGCCCUGGAUACUGUUGCUGCAGCUCUCGAAUACCCCAAGUUCCUCUCCGUGGGCGGGAACACCGGAACGGUCAACUCGUUCGUGGGGGUUCUGCCGGAAGAUAUCACGGAGGGGGUCUUCAACGCGGCGACACUGACGCAGGGGAAUAACCUCGCUUGCUUCAGUAUGCAGUUCCUGGCCCAAGCUGCGCCGGAUUUGAUCAAGGGCUCGGGCGUCAUCUCUGAUAUUCUUGGCGCCGUGACCCGCUUGACUGGAGCUGUUUCGACAGCUAUUUCGGGACUGUCUUGUCCUCAGUUGACACAGAUUGACGAGAGUCAAUUUGAUCAGUUUCCGGGGUACUCGGAAAUGAAGCCUGAUGGAACUUAUUAA
This is a messenger RNA of Lachnellula hyalina, 1260 nucleotides long. Its product is annotated as Aromatic peroxygenase. The transcript has 3 exons. Gene Ontology annotation, molecular function: peroxidase activity. The record is from RefSeq and is a predicted model, not a curated record. Bases 1 to 1260 code for a protein of 419 amino acids. Lineage: Eukaryota; Fungi; Ascomycota; Leotiomycetes; Helotiales; Lachnaceae.